This is a messenger RNA of Cyprinus carpio (common carp), 5714 nucleotides long. RefSeq lists its product as uncharacterized. NCBI's taxonomy places the organism in Eukaryota, Metazoa, Chordata, Actinopteri, Cypriniformes, Cyprinidae. The record is from RefSeq and is a predicted model, not a curated record.
UCAAGUCCCUGUUUGGGUGUAGGGUCUUCUUCUUUUUGGCGGCCUCAGCAUGCUAUCAUGUCGGUCCAUCUCUGCUGCUGACUAUCUACUAGAGUGGCGUUCCGCUGUGGACCUGUGCGUCUCCCUUGCUUGGCACACCUGAUUCUGAUGGUCAACUCGUUAGGAAAGAGCGCUCAUGAAGUGAACUGAGUGAGUAGAAUAAGACAGACCUACGAAAUGUGCAGUGCCGUGGUUUCCCAGGGCCAGCACUGAAAAACCCCAUUCCAUAUGAGGAGACGUGGCGGCCUGAUUUCAUCUGGUUCGGACAGCUGAUUUAUCUGCUUGCAGGGCUAGCUUGCAAUCUACGCUGGGUGACUGAGCUGGCUAGGUUGCAAGCAGGUCAGGCAGCAGUGUUGCACACAAACAGGGCAGAGUGUGUGACUUUUUUCUGUAGUCAUGGCCGUACCUUCCAGCGAUCGGACUGCUGAACACUUCCUAACACUUCCUAACACAUUUGAAUACUUCCGUACAAGUUCGCAACACUUCCUAACAAAGUCAGAACGAAAGUUCGAACACCUCCUAAAUUAAUCCGAACAGGUCCUAACGCAAAUCCGAAACUUUCGAACAGAUGGGGCAAAGGAGCCAAUCAAUUCCUACCAAGAGGAAAGAGCCAAUCAGCAAUCGAGUUGACAUGCCAAUCUCGCCGCUGAUUGGCUGAAUGAGUUUCGUGAUAUUCCAGCUGUUUGUAACUCACUGGACAUCUGUUAUCCGGAGAUUCAAGGUAAGCGUUAUCACAAUACAAAUCCGUGACAUCAGUGUUAACCUAUUUGUUCAAACAUUAAUUCAUGAUUUGGAAUAAAGAUUAUUCUGAUCGUUCUACGCUUGCGUAGCAAGGCAAGCUAAUUUAACGUGUCGCUAACUGAUGCUUGUUAAGCCUUCGAUUCAUAACAAGUUUUUAUUUUCUAUAUCUUUGCAAGAAUUUCAUUUCAUCAUUCAGUAUUCCAAGUAUUCAUUCCCUAUGUUAUUUCAGUCAUGGCUGAGUGAUUCUUUACUGAAUGUAUUUAAAUCUUUUACUAUUCCAGGUAUUCAUUAAAUAUCUAGUUUUUUCCCCUUUCUUACUUUAUAUACAAACACAGUUUUUAUAAUUAUACAUAAAAAGCUAUUUGCAAUUUUUUGUAAGUAGGAACAUAUUUACUGCAGAAAACUAUUAACCUGCCACAUAUUUCACCACUCAACAUGUCUGCUUUUGUAUACUUAAUGUGAGUCUUUAUAUAUAUGUGUGUGUGUGUGUGUGUGUGUGUGUGUGUAUAUGUAUGUAUGUAUGUAUGUAUAUAUAAAUAUAAAACUCCAAUAAACUCCUUUCUACUGUUGCUAUAUUAACACAUAUUUAACCUCAUUGAUUUGUUCCCCAAUAUUGUUCAGAUAUGACCAAAACAGGUAAAUCCUCUGCUUAUUGGAACGACAUCUGCCUCAGGUAUGCCCAGGGCACCUUCCAGUUCAGUACAGGAAAAAGGCCUGGAAGCAGAAAAUGGAAGGAGGUCCUGGAGCGGAUUGAUGCCUGUCCCCUGCAAAGGGGGAAUAAGGUGGACCUGUUUGGCAGGCACAUAGUGUGCACUUGUGGGUUCCAUAAGUCAACAGAUAAGGUCUUGAUUGAGUCAGGGCCUAAGGUAAAGGCAGGCGGCAGCUCAGAGGAGACAGGGACAUCACAGGAAGUACAUGGGGUGAAGUGUUCUCUGUGUAGUGUGGUUGUGGAGGCAGAGAAGUUCUCCGAGCACCUCUCUGACCACCACGUUGAAGAGAGGUGUGACAGCUGUGGGGUCAGGGUCCAGGGAACCGUCGGACUCCUCCAACACAUUGAGUCGAGCCAUUAUGGGGCUCUAUUGGCUCCACGUGUCAGCCCUUCAAAAAAUCACACACCAUCUCCGUGCCCCUCACCAUCUCCACGGCUGCCUCCACCUCCACAGCACUUGCCGUCUCCAAUGCCAGUACCAGUGUCUCCAUCCCCAGGGCCCACUCCAUUCCCACACCACUCUCCAGCUCCAAAACCCUCACCACCACCUCCACGGCGCUCUCCAUCUCCACAGUCCACUCCAUCCUCACAUCCAGUACCCUCACUGCAGCCUACACCAUCUCUGCCUCAGGCUAUUACUGACUGGGAGAGCUUUCUUCCCAGUCAGUUCAAGAGAGUCCUCCAGCCAGCAGAUUGGGUGUGGAUUGCCAAGUGCCUGUAUGAGCCCACAGGGCAGCUGAGGCAGAAGAUCCAGGUGAACUGGUUUUAUCCACCGAUGCAGCCCAAGCCAUGUCCUCCUGAGCCCGGGUGGUACUUCCGACAGAGGAUGUUCUUGUGGGCACCAAUGAGGAUGUGGGGCAUUCCUCUUAAAUGCCCACAGUGUGGCCGGAAGAUGCACCAUUCAGGAAUUUACCCAAAGGUCAGGGAGGUGAUUGACAUGGAUAGCCGCUAUUACCUUGUGGGUGGGGACUAUCCACGCUGCAGUGCAUGCAAGUUGCCAGUAUGCCCAUGGAGCCAGGACAUCCUUUCACAACUGGAUGUGGCACACAGGACCAUGUUUCCAGCGGUGCUGACCACUCAGCUAGCCCUGGACAGGAAAUGUGUGACUUUCCUCAGGCCAAGGACCAGUGGUAACAGUUCCUCCUACUUCCAGUCAGCAGUAGAGGAAGCCCACAGUGAGGAGUGGGCACGACGCACCAUCCAGUACCUCUCUGAUUGUGAGCAUCAUUUGAGAAAGGUUACCCUGGUCCAAUCUGCAACGGCACCUGCCUUUUCUGCACCCGCACCCUUCAGGCCACUUCCACUCGCCCAGUGGUUUGAGACUGUCCACUCCAACGAUAUCCUCAGCCAUUUGGACGAGAUGAAGGGGGUGAUUACCUCCACCUAUGGCCGAAUCCUGAAGAUGGAUUCUACAAAGAAGAUCACCAAAAAGCUGGCUGGUGGCAUUGGGGACACAGCUGCAUGGAUGACCAACAUUGGCAAUGAGCUCGGCCAGGUUCUGAACAGUGUUCUGACAACAGCUGAAGGCGCAGGACUGGAGGAGCUGUGCCAGGGCGUCGUCAAACGCUACCAGAAUGCUGGCGAGCCAGAGCCUGAGGUCAUCUAUGUUGACCGGGAUUGCUGCAGUCAGUCAGGUGCAUCUGCAGUGUUAAAACUUUUUCGGCCAUGGAAGUCUAUUGUAAGGCUAGAUAUCUUCCAUUUUAUGAGAAGAUUCAACUGUGGCCUUACUACAGAGCACCACCCUCUCUAUGGUACCUUUUGUUCAAAACUUUCCUCCUGUAUCUUUGAGUGGGAUCAGGAGGAUGUGAAAGUACUUAAGGCGGCCAAGAGAGGGGAGUGGAAGUGCAGCCAUGGUGGAAAGGCUCCCACUGAGGCACAGCUCAUGGCCAGCAUCAGCCCAGGUGAACUCGCGAAGCACUGUAGGCGGCGGACACGCAGGGCUGAGGAGAUCCGGGCCAUGAUUUCAGGGCUGCUGGAAUCAGUGUGGGAGCUAACUGACACUACAGGGUUUCGCCUGGUUAACCCUGACAGCAUGCACCAUGUCUGGGAGAUGCAACAAAAACACCUCGAGUGCAUCCAGGACCCUCCACAUGUAGAGUUGUACACAAAGACGGGGACACUCCAGAAGGGUGGCAAAGUCCUAAACGUGCUUAGGUGUGGCAGGGGGUCAUCCUCGCUGGAGAGUUUUCACCGCCACCAGUGUGCCUUCAUUCCUGGAUGGAGAUGCAAUGCCAUGCACACACAAAUGUACAUGUUAGAGGGGGCCUCGAGGUGGAACAUGAGCCGGGCAAAAGAAGCUGUAUCUGUGGUGGGGGCCUCAACCCUCAGGACAUUUGAUGUCUGCACAAUGUCUCAUUUAAACAGCAUGAGCCAACGGGUCCUUGGUCGGGCUUUGAUGCCAGAAUUUACCCCUCCAGGAAAACCCACUGGGGAGCGCAUUGCAGUGGAGUACUUGUUGGCCCAGUCCAAUAGAGGCGACCAGUUGAUUGCACACCACAAUGACAUGCCUGAAGUCCCCCCAGAGGAGCCCGAAGAGGAUAGUGAAAUUGACACGACUGUGUGCCAUGCAGCUGACCUUAGGGCUGAUGACUCUGACCCUCCAGUAGCUGUCGUGCAGGCCCAGGUGACAAGUCAGGUGGGUGACACUGAACCCAAAUCCCCAGAUGAGGAGGUCACUGAGGAAGAGGAGGAUGACACUGCAAGUCCUAGCACAUCAAGCCAGAGUACACAGUGUGAUUCCAGAGGUGUCUUGGGCUGGGAGGCAGUUGAUGCCCUGGCAGCCUACUUGGUUGGCCUAAACCGAACGAUCACUGCCUUGUCAUCACAAGAGGAGGCCAACAUAGUCCAGCUGUACAUGGCUCUGCAUGCCAUGGACAAGGUACCAUCAAAAUAUAGCCAGAGGGUUAAGAAGAAGGCUUUGACAGGACCUUGGAGAGCAUCCAGGAAGCAGAGUGGCUCUGCUCCAGGACAGCAGGCAGCAGAGAGAUUGUUCAUGACUCAUGGGCAGGCAGCUCAGGACCCUGAAGUCCACAGGGUCUGUGAAUGUGUUUGCCUAAGGCUUUUGAAAGAGUUUCAGCAAGCACGGAACAGGCCCAGGGACACACAAGGAAAAACUCUGCCAAUUCCACAAUCUAUUGUGGUGGUAUACAGCCACUUAAAACAGCUGAUGGAGGACAGCAGAGAGGUUCUAGGACAGACUAACCUAGUUCUGGUCCCGAUAAACACCACUACUGUCUCCUCGUGGCUACUAAGAAGACAGAAACGUGUAGACAGAGACAUGCUUCUGCAGGGUACUGCACUGCCCAAACAAGUAUAUUUGGCAAAGGAGGCUCUUCCUGAAGUGCGCGCACUUCCAGCUGUUCCUGCACAGCAUGGGCAUGAGGCCAUGGUAUUUCAGGAUUCAGCAAAUCAGGAGGGAGAGGCCUUCAUUCGUAAGCGUAUCUCCAACAGGUGCCCAAUGCCCACCCCUCCUCCUGGAUCUUACACUGCAUUUCCCAUAUACCCACCAGCACCACACUUUGCAUUCCCCCCUGGGUCCUACCCACCCUUUCCCAGCUACCAACCAGGUCUACCACUGCCUCAUUCUACCCAAUUCCAGCCGCCUCCCCAAUUCCAGCCGCCUCCCCAGUUCCAGCCACCUCCCCAAUUCCAGCCACCUCCCCAAUUCCAGCCCCCUCCCCAAUUCCAGCUGCUUAAUACCUUGCCAUCACAAACUUGUCCCUCUACUCAGCCCAGGCAGCGCACAUGGAGAAGGCAGAAAGCUGCCCAAGAGGAUGAGGAGCGAGUGGCUAGAGGUGAACCACCACGGAAACGACUAGCAAAGGAUAUAUAUCACUAUAUCUGCAAGCAGUGUGGGCUGGCAAAAAAUAAGACAACUGGCCACACUCAGCUGAAGGGCCGGUGGUAUUGUCCAGCCUCAGGCCUCUCUGUUGCACAGUGGAGGGAGAAUGUACAGGGAGUUCUUUGAUUUUUUUUUCAUUGGUGUAUAAUGUAUAUAGUUAGGUUUUUAUAUAGUUGCAUAUGGUUCUAUAUUGUUUUUAAUUGUGUUUGCUGUGAACAUUUUGUUUUUAGUUGCUGUUUCCAGUGUUUAAUUUGCAGUGUUUGUAAAAAAAAGAAAGACACAACUCUUGUGGUGUAAUAGUAACACAUCCACCCUUUGGGUGGAAGAUUCCAGGUGCAAGUCCUGGCAAGAGUGUGUGGUGUGUUUGUCAGAUUAUUAUUAUUA